Schistosoma rodhaini is the source of this 876-nucleotide messenger RNA. NCBI's taxonomy places the organism in Eukaryota, Metazoa, Platyhelminthes, Trematoda, Strigeidida, Schistosomatidae. The record is from the annotation of a GenBank genome assembly.
GUGAUUCCCACUGUGUUCUCUUUUGGUGUGAAGUCUACGUUUAACAUUGUGUGCUGUGCUGUUUUUCAGAUCUGUCCUGCUGUUCUCUAACUGCUGAUUUCACGUGUUACAACUGUGUAGUUUCCCACCGUACUCCUAUAAAUGUCGAUAAAAGGUGGGGAUCGGUUAACUUAUUUUAUGGCUCAUGUCCGGGAUUUCUUUAUGGGAAGGAAAUAUAAUAAUUGUCUUAGAUAUGCUGAACAGUGCUCGAAACGAACUCAACCACUUGCUUAUCUUCCCAACGGCAUAAAUGACAAAAUAUCACAUAAUGAUUACUUUGCUCGAGAUGGGCGACGCGAAGUUAGGAAAUCUGUUGAUAUUUAUGUUUCUGGCCUAAAAAGGCUUGAAGAUAGGUCUAAGCGUCCAAAUGUUCUAUCAAAAUCGAUUGAUGUUGUCCCGGGACAAAAGUUUGACUGGGAUAAACCAGUAGAAUCAAAAUGAACUAAAUCAUUUGGUUUCUCUCGCUCCAACUAUUCAGUAUUUGGGUACAUAAAGUGAUUUUGAUUCAUUUCACCUAACGUUAAGUGUUUUUUCCCGUUCUAGACAUCAUCCAUUAAGCAUUAUAUAGCCCUUUGUUACUCGUAGUAACGUAAAAAGUAUGUAUAUUUCAUAUUUUGGUCUUACCUUUUUUCUAUAUAGUUAUUGUUAGUGGUUUUGAUGAUACGUAAUUUACGUCCAUCCAAGACAUGGAUUUGACGUUUGUUGAUUGCCUUUGUUAAUAAAAUAGUAAUAGUGUCUUUCGUAGUAUCUAAUUUCCCAAGACAAUAUUUUGUUUGGAAUUCAGUAUGCUAAUGACUACUUUCUUUUUGUUUUAAGCAUUAUAUGGGUGGUCGGUUA